UUUUACGAACAAAAUCGUCGAUCGAAAAGCGACGACGAGAAGAGGUAACAUGAGUAACAUGCAGUUUGACACAUAUGGAAUAAUUCGUCGUGCAACACGUCAACGAAAAGUAAAACGUGAAUUAGAUAAUGUUUAUAGGAAAAUAACUGUGCAAUAAAUGUAAAGAUAAGACAAAACAUACUUUUCAAAAUGAAGCUAGUAUACAGAAAUGUAGAUAAAGAUGGGAAGGGGAGUGUAGCUCUUGUCCCUGAAAACACAGAGGACGUGUGGCACGCCUACAAUCUCAUAAGCGAAGGAGACUUCGUAAGUUGUUCUACUAUUAGAAAAGUGCAAAUGGAAUCUGCAACCGGCAGUUCCAACAGUUACAGAGUUAGGACUACUCUUACUAUAUGUGUAGAAAAUAUCGAUUUUGAUACGCAAGCAUGUGUUCUAAGACUUAAAGGUAGAAAUGUGGAAGAGAAUAAGUAUGUCAAGAUGGGAGCAUAUCAUACACUUGAUGUCGAACAGAAUCGAAAAUUUACCAUCAACAAAGUUAACGGAUGGGAUUCUAUUUCUCUGGAGAGAGUCGACACCGCAUGCGAUGUUGCACAGAACGCCGACGUGGCUGCUGCAAUUAUGCAAGAAGGUAUAGCGCACAUUUGUUUAAUAACUUCAAAUAUGACAAUAGUUCGUACAAAAAUCGAUCAGGUCAUACCGAGAAAAAGAAAAGGAAAUGUUUCCCAGCACGAAAAGGGAUUGGCGCGAUUUUACGAGAGCAUUAUGCAAGGCAUAUUGAGACACGUCAAUUUCGAUCUAGUGAAAUGCAUUAUCCUCGCCAGUCCUGGUUUUGUGAAAGAUCAGUUCAUGGAUUACAUGAUACAACAAGCUAUUAAAUCUGAUAAUAAAGUCAUCAUAGAGAAUAAAAGUAAAUUUCUGCUAGUUCAUGCUAGUUCGGGUUUCAAACAUUCGUUGAAAGAAGUCCUGGCCGAUCCUGCUGUAAUCUCGCGAAUUUCUGAGACGAAAGCGGCGGGAGAAGUAAGGGCUCUGGAAGUAUUUUAUACUACAUUACAGACGGAUCCCGCUCGUGCAUUUUACGGCAAGAAACAUGUUCAGAAAGCCUGUGCUGCUCAAGCAGUGGAAACUCUGCUUAUAUCGGACAAAUUAUUCAGAUGCCAAGACAUAGCGCUAAGAAAGGAAUACGUUGAAAUAGUUGAAAGUGUUAAAGACUCUGGCGGUGAUGUCAAAAUAUUUUCGAGUCUACACGUGUCGGGCGAACAAUUAGAUCAAUUAACUGGAAUAGCGGCUUUGUUACGUUUUCCUAUGCCGGAACUGGAAGACGAGAGCGAUGAGGAUAGCGAUUCGGAAGAAGAAUAGGAAAAAUAACUACUGAAACGAUUUUGUAUAUAUAUCCUGUGCUACGCGCAAUCAAAACAAUCAUUGAUAAUAAAACAAAAAAUGACAUUUGUAUU
Pseudomyrmex gracilis is the source of this 1448-nucleotide messenger RNA. RefSeq names its product protein pelota (gene pelo). NCBI's taxonomy places the organism in Eukaryota, Metazoa, Arthropoda, Insecta, Hymenoptera, Formicidae. Bases 190 to 1353 code for a protein of 387 amino acids. Gene Ontology annotation, cellular component: cytoplasm. Gene Ontology annotation, biological process: ribosome disassembly; nuclear-transcribed mRNA catabolic process, no-go decay; RNA surveillance. The transcript is spliced from 10 exons. The record is from RefSeq and is a predicted model, not a curated record.